Phyllotreta striolata is the source of this 2746-nucleotide messenger RNA. Lineage: Eukaryota; Metazoa; Arthropoda; Insecta; Coleoptera; Chrysomelidae. The record is from the annotation of a GenBank genome assembly.
GUCAGUUAGAAAAUAACCUAUUCUUGACUCUUGUUUGGUGUUCGUUGAAUAAACGUUUAAAUCUCCAUACUUCGAUGACGAAACACAGCCAGGUAUACUAAAUAAGUUCAUACAGUUCAGUAUGGGUUCUAGUAGCAAGAAAGGCAAGGAAAAAGAGUCGAGAAAGCGUCGAUUUGAAGAAAAUCCCCAAGAUUCCCCCAAGGAAAAGAGGCACAAGCACAAGAAGCACCAUCAUCACCACCACAAAGAUCACAAAGACAGGAAAAGGGACAAUAAACCGACCAAGUACGAUGAUGAAAAAUCAUCGAGACAAUACGAAAGCGAAGAUUCCGAUGUCGUGGAAAUCAUCGACGAUCCCCCUACUUCAUCCCCACCUGCGCCGAUUUCUCCUCAAGACAAAGCCCAGGAGAACCAAUCCAAUCACCAGGAUUCCCUUUCGAUAGACGAAACAAACAAACUCAGGGCCAAGUUGGGCUUAAAGCCGCUAGAUCAAGGCCACACGAGCUCCAAAGACGAUAUGAAAAAGGACGAAUGGGGCGAAUUUUACCACAAGCCGGCCCAGAACAUCAACGAGAAAACGCAGCAGGAGAAAGUGCGCACGAAAUUGCAGGAGAUGCGCGAAAAACGCCGAUUAUCUCAUAAAUUAUCGGCAGUUAAGACUCUCGGAGAGUCCGACGAUGAAGAAGAUCUAACCGCUUGGGUGGAUAAAUCGAGGAAAAAGGCCGAAGAAAAGCUGGAAGCCCAGAAAAGGGAGAGGAUGUUGGAGGAAUUGGACGCGCAAUUGGAGGAAAAUCGCGUGAAAACGCCUAAAAAAUAUACGGAAAAAGAUCUAAAAGGACUCACCAUCCAGCACGAUCUCGAUAGUUUCGAUGAAGAAAAAACCGUCAUAUUAACCCUAAAGGACAAGGCCAUUUUGGACGAAGAUGGAGACGACGUAUUGGUGAAUGUGAAUAUGAUCGACGAGGAAAAGUAUAGGAAAAACAUAGAAAAUAAGAAGAAGAAGGCGAUUUAUAAUCCGUACGAAGACGAGGAGUUUGAUGAUGAUGGAAAUUACCGUGGAAAAAGUUUGUUGGGGAAAUACGACGAGGAGAUUGGAGGAGAGAAAAGAGAGUCGUUUAAAAUCGGUUACGAUAACGCCCAGGAACGUAAAGAAGCUUCGAUGCGCCAAAUCAAAGCCAAACUGGCCAAAAAACGCCUAGAAAGCGCCUCGGAAUCCAAUCUGAAGUUAGCCUCCGACUACUACAACGAAGAAGAAAUGGCCAAAUUCAAGAAACCCAAAAGAAAAAUCAAGAAAAUCCGCACCAAAGGAAAACUACAAGAUCUAAACGAUUCCAAACAAGACGAUUCCGGUGGUUCGGAAUCUAGAAGGCCCGGUAACAAAAUCGACAUCGACAUCGAUGACGUUCCAUCGGUCGAUAUUGACAUGAGUGACGUCAAAAUCGAAGAUGAAAAGGACGAUUUGCUCGAGAGGGCGCUGCACAAGGCGAGGAAAAUCAGACAAAAGGAGAACGUUUUGGCCGAUAUCGUCAAAAUGGAGGUGAAAGAAGAAGCCGAAGAGGAUGCGGAUGGUGCAAAUAUCGUGUUAAAUUCGACCGCGGAAUUUUGCCGAACUUUAGGAGACAUCCCGACAUACGGAAAAUCCGGUAAUAGAGAUGAAAACGACGAGAAUAUGGAUUACCAGGAUGAACGUUCGAAAAGCGAUAGCGACGAAGACGUGGAAUUUAUCGAAGAAACCGCAGGUUGGAAUUCCGUCGAAGCUAAUCAGGGAUUGACCUCGUCGCAAAUCGGUCAUCAGGAGGCCCAGAUUCUCGACGAGGAGCCGGACGUCGGGACGGGCGUCGGCGCCGCCCUCAAGUUGGCCAUGUCCAAGGGUUACUUGGACAAGGAGCAGGACAAGAGACCGUCGAAUUCGCGUUUGGCUCAUUUGCAAGCGAAAAAUUAUUCCAUCGAAGAUAAAUCGUACGGGGACGAGGGCGGCGAGCGACAGGGAGGCAGAAGGGAACGGUAUUCGGGACCGAUAACGGAAUUCAAAGAAAAGGACGCGUUCAAGCCGAACGUUAAAUUGGAGUAUAUCGACGACGAUGGACACGUUCUCAAUUCUAAGGAGGCUUUUAGAUAUCUGUCGCACAAAUUCCACGGCAAGGGUCCCGGCAAGAACAAGGUGGAGAAACGGAUUCAGAAGAGCGCGCAGGAGCAACUGAUGAAGAAAAUGAGCUCUACCGAUACGCCUUUGGGUACAUUGAACAUGUUGCAGGCGAAGCAGAAGGAAACGCAAUCGGCUUACGUGGUGUUGUCGGGUAACAAACAGGCCAAUUCCACUUCGACGCUUUCUAAAGUAAGACGGUGAAAUUUGUAGGAUUUACUUUGUAUUUAUUCCCAUCGUUUAGGAGAUAAAUUAAAUUAAAUAACACAAAACAUGUAUGUGUCCACAUUUCAUCAGCAUUUUAAUUAAUUUAUUCGCCGCGCAUUCGCGUGCCUAAUUACAAAUAAAAAUUACGAUUUCUCGCACUUUAAAAAUAUAUUUACAGAGCAAUAAAAACGCAAAAGAGAAUACGAUUUUUGUUUUUCGGAAAAUAUUUAAUCUACAGGGCGUUCCGAUGAGGCACCCACGUUUUCUCCGUAUGAUCGAAUCGAUGCGCCAGCCAUUGUUGCUCCAACAAUUGAUACCUUGCUUGACUCAAAUACAAGGGUUUGCCACGUCUGAAAAAAAACCAAUUUAAAUCCAUAUAUAAAGAUAUUACUACUA